Molecule: messenger RNA, 846 nt
Organism: Miscanthus lutarioriparius
Lineage: Eukaryota; Viridiplantae; Streptophyta; Magnoliopsida; Poales; Poaceae
Source: the annotation of a GenBank genome assembly
AUGGCAGGAGCAGAGCUUGCAAACGGCGUGCACGAGGGCGCCCUGGCUUUGGAGGAAGGCAGAGGAGGAGACGAAGCAAGGUGUGAGAGCUCGGAGCAGGACGGAGCCGCCGGUCGCCGCCCCAUGUUUUCCGUGCCGUUCGUGCAGAAGAUCCUGGCGGAGAUCUUCGGGACCUACUUCCUCAUCUUCGCGGGGUGCGCGGCGGUGGCGGUGAACCUGCGGACGGGCGGCACGGUGACGUUUCCGGGCAUCUGCAUCGUGUGGGGGCUCGCCGUCAUGGUGAUGGUGUACUCCGUGGGCCACAUCUCCGGCGCGCACCUGAACCCGGCCGUCUCCGUCGCGUUCGCUACCUGCGGCCGGUUCCCCUGGAAGCAGGUCCCCGCGUACGCGGCGGCGCAGGUCAUGGGGGCGACGGCGGCCAGCCUGACGCUGCGGCUGCUGUUCGGGAACGCGCGGGAGCACUUCUUCGGCACCGUGCCGGCAGGCUCCGACGUGCAGUCGCUGGUGAUCGAGUUCAUCAUCUCCUUCAACCUCAUGUUCGUCGUCUCCGGCGUCGCCACGGACAACAGAGCCAUUGGCGAACUCGCUGGCCUCGCUGUCGGAGCUACCGUCCUGCUAAACGUGCUCUUUGCCGGGCCUGUAUCAGGAGCGUCCAUGAACCCGGCGAGGACCCUGGGCCCGGCGAUCGUCGUCGGCCGCUACGCCGGCAUCUGGGUGUACUUCGCCGGGCCCAUAUGCGGGACGGUGGCCGGUGCGUGGGCCUACAACCUCAUACGCUUCACCGACAAGCCGCUGCGGGAGAUCACCCAGACCUCCUCCUUCUUGAGAAGUGUGAGGAGGAACUGA